Fonsecaea pedrosoi CBS 271.37 is the source of this 543-nucleotide messenger RNA. RefSeq lists its product as uncharacterized. NCBI's taxonomy places the organism in Eukaryota, Fungi, Ascomycota, Eurotiomycetes, Chaetothyriales, Herpotrichiellaceae. The record is from RefSeq and is a predicted model, not a curated record. Bases 1 to 543 code for a protein of 180 amino acids. The transcript has 2 exons.
AUGGAUGACCAGGCCUCCCUUGACCGUGCUGCCGUUUGUAAACUGCUCGAGCGUCUAUCAGCAACUGUGGACCAAGAAGAACAGGAGUACCAUCCGUGGCGGCGGCAGUCCCGAACCUUUGAUCAAACAUUGCUCAGGUUUUGGGACCAUAACUCAGGAAGCCAACUGGAUGAAGACGGCUUUGAAAACCUCUCCCACUUGUGGUUCCGACGGCGUCGAGGACCCUUCACUCUAACCGUCGUCGAUCCCGAUAAUCGAAUUCGAAACGGCCUACUCGUCCUACAUGUCAGUGAUGAGAUGAAAUAUUAUCAUGUCCCUGACCCCUAUAAACAAACCAACGAAUACUACAAAGAUCACUACAUUUGCCUGUGGGAGGUCACAAAGAAGGAGAUAGUGGGCCACUGGCGAUGGGAAGUCCUUGUUGAAAACGCGAAUUGGUAUGAGGAGAUCGUCAUUCCCGCUUUUCGGCGCAAGCGGAAAGCAGUGGAAUCUGAACACUUGUCAAACCUCUUUACCAGGCUUUCUCGUAAGUCUAAGCUGUGA